GAGAGAGAGAGAGAGAGAGAGACAACGAGAAGGAGAGUGAAAAGGGGAGGAGUAGAGGGAGGCUGGAACGCCGGUGAGAGAGCGAAAUGAUGAUUGCGUCAACGAUGAAAACGCGACAUUCUACGGAACGACGUUGUACAAUUGCCUCGGCAAAAAGCAUCAGCGGCGCGGCAACGUUUCGAUCGAGAUUCGAUUGAGAUCGGUCCCGAUUUCCGAUGAGAACGCACUCCGAAGAGUCCCAAGGUUGUAAAUCUAAGGACAAAAGAGCCGAAACGUUCGUGCGUUGAAAUGCCCGUUCGAUGUUUUGUUUGGUAUUGCUCAAUAGCUUCCGCAUGAGACGGUUGGCUGACUUCACGAUGAAGCUUAAUAAAGAAGAUCGAUAGUAAUUACGUAUAACGAAUAAUUAAGAUCGUUAGAACACAUUAACAAUAAUUUAAUUAAUUUAUCGGGUCGAGUGGGGAGAUCCUCGGGUCACGCAACACGAAGGCGCGCGAACAGCGCGCGAGAACAAAAAUGAUAAAACGCAAGUCGAAAUCGAUCCCAUGCAGCAGCUCGACGAUUCUCCUCGAGAACCUCGCGACGACUUGCGACGACUUGCGUCACCGACGUCUUUUCUUUCGCCGUAAUUGAUAACUAUCGGCUGACGAAAUGAAUGUUCUCGCGGCAGUGCACUAAUAACCGCGAUUAUGAUCGUCGAAUUAAAAGCUACCGGAGAUUCCGCCACGUACACGCGCGCCGCGUCUAAUUGCUUAACGAGGCAUUGCAUUUCGCUCGGGGAGCGAAUACAACAGAGCGUACCUCGCGAGUAAUUAAGCAUCCGGCCCGCCGCGAUUCCAGUGUUCCAAUGAUCCAAACAACCGGCGAUUAAUUAACGCGACGACACCGUGCACGACCGCUCGGAGCGGUCAUCGGGUCGCGCCUAAAAAUUAAUUGCGUCACACCGCGCUACACACUUUCCCGACGCAAAAGCGCCGAGAAAUGUGCAUCCUGACGCAUUUCGCAAAAAUCGAACGAUCGCCUCCUACGAGCGUUAGCUGAACGGUAUUCGCGCUGGUGGGGCGACGCUAUUAGGUAAGAUUAAAUCGCCGAUUGUAUAUAAAGCGAGCAUUUUACGCUCGCUGCUUAUAAAACAGUGACACUCCAUUUAGGUUCGAACGUAACGAUGAAGUCUCUCAUCGCCUUGGUCUUGACUGUCGCGGCACAGACUUUAGCAACGCCUGCGUAUUAUCAGUAUCGUGGACCACCGGCGCCCAUCGGCCACGACGGCAGAGUGAUGGACACGCCGGAAGUAGCGCACGCCAAAGCGGCGCAUCUCGCCACCGUGGCGGAGGCCGCCGCCAAGAUUUCGCGCAGCUCCGUGGCCUCGGAAGAUCGGGACCAUCACGGAUACUCGAAACCUGUAACAGUGGUUAAUCAGAUGUACCACACCGGCUAUCAGGGCUACCACGGACCGCCCGCACCGUUGGAUCACGACGGUCGCGUGGUGGACACGCCGGAAGUGGCCCGAGCGAAAGCCGCGCACUUGGCGGCUCACAACCACAUAGCCUCCUCGGCAGCCGUUGAGGACGACUCGCCGUCUUACAGUCACGGUUAUCACGGCCCGGCUGCACCCUUGUCCCACGACGGCAGGGUCGUUGACACCCCCGAAGUGGCGCACGCUAGACAAAAUCAUCUCGCCGCUCACGCCAACGCGCUUCAUUACGGCUACAGCGAUUAUAUCGUUCUAUCAGCACUGUGCGCCAUCGCGGCCGCGACACCGGCUUAUCUGGCUUAUCACAUCGGGCUGCCGCUCAGCCCGGACGGCAAGAUCCUGGACACGCCGGAGGUAGCUCAAGCGAAAGCGGCGCAUCUCGCCGUUCAGGCCUACGAGGCUGCCAGGAACACGGGAACGCUCGGCUACGGAUAUGCUUUGGCCGCUUAUCCACCUGCAAUUACGUACGGCGCGCCCAUCGGCGCGGAUGGUCGAGUGACAGACACACCUGAGGUCGCGCAGGCCAAGGCUGCCCAUCUCACCGCUCACGCCCAAGAGGCCGCCAAGACUGCCGGACUUCCCUACGGCGCGCUAGGCACUUCGUGGCUCUACAAUCACGGUUACGCUCCUAUUGGACCCGACGGCAGAGUGAUAGAUACCCCCGAAGUGGCAUUAGCUAAAGCUAAACACUUGGCUCUGUUCGCUCAAAACGCUAAUUGACCCGAGAAAAUAUUUGCAACCGAU
This is a messenger RNA of Harpegnathos saltator (Jerdon's jumping ant), 2215 nucleotides long. RefSeq lists its product as uncharacterized. The record is from RefSeq and is a predicted model, not a curated record. The transcript has 5 exons. NCBI's taxonomy places the organism in Eukaryota, Metazoa, Arthropoda, Insecta, Hymenoptera, Formicidae. Bases 1163 to 2191 code for a protein of 342 amino acids.